GUCGAAUAAGAGGACUGAGAUCACAGAGAAUCUUUAUAUGGAGGCAGAGAUGAAAUAUUCAAUGGAAGUCUCUCCAUUCACACCCCACCAGUCACCUUUUUCUUUUCUUUUCUUUUCUUUUCUUUUUUUUUUUUUUUUUUUAAUCGGAGCGAAAAAUGAAAUUCUGCGUAGCUCUUUUAGAGGAUGUGUGAUGCAGUCCACGUCACAACACCCAUCUUCGCCCACAACUGCAUGCAGAAUAAUCGCAACUUCACCAGUAAGCGAGGGGAGUGUGCUACUUAAUGCUUGAAGUCGAUGUAUGCAGGUCUCAGCCAACCACUUGAAAGCAUUGCUGCUGAGGCCAAACCCCGAUAUUGGGCUGAAGUGCCCGAAACUUCGGGCCGAAGUGCUCGAAACUUCUGUCAAUUAGCUACAUUGUACC
Messenger RNA from Aspergillus eucalypticola CBS 122712, 421 nucleotides. RefSeq lists its product as uncharacterized. NCBI's taxonomy places the organism in Eukaryota, Fungi, Ascomycota, Eurotiomycetes, Eurotiales, Aspergillaceae. The record is from RefSeq and is a predicted model, not a curated record. The transcript has a single exon. Bases 38 to 289 code for a protein of 83 amino acids.